AGCCACCCAGAGUUUGAAAAAGCUGAAAAUAAAGAACAGCUUGAAUUUGCUAUCAAAACUUUCACGGAAUCUUUGCGCUCAAAGAUAAAUGCAAAAAAUUUGAAGAAAUUUGUCGAGGCAUUCAUGAAUCGAACCAGUAUUGCUGAAACUAUUGGCAAAGUAUCUUGUCCUUGUUUGUUGGUGACUGGCUCCAAGGCUUCAUUCAAUCGUACUGUACACACACUCUACCAAGCAAUGGUUAACAAAGUGAGCAACAGAAAAUCUCUGGAGCUUCUUGAGGUCGACGGAGUUGCAAAUGUUUUAACAGAGAAACCUGAAGAAUUCGCUGAAAGUUUCUUGUAUAUGGUACAAGGACUAGGAAUGAUGGGUGGUGUUCCGAUGCCCCGUGUUCAACGUUCUGCCUCCCAAGACGGUCCAAUUCAGCACCGUAACCGUAGUAUGUCAAUGGAAGAAGCAGAUCAACCUCGAGGCAUCUAUUCAACAAGCCCUCCAAGAGUGGCACAGCACUAACUUGUUUUUGAUUGUUUGGUUUUUUUUUAUUAUUACUUUCUAUUUUAUUCCAAAAAAAAAAAGAAAAAAGCAAAAGAAAAAA
Octopus sinensis (East Asian common octopus) is the source of this 592-nucleotide messenger RNA. RefSeq lists its product as uncharacterized. The transcript is spliced from 6 exons. The coding region runs from base 124 to 510 and encodes 128 amino acids. The record is from RefSeq and is a predicted model, not a curated record. Lineage: Eukaryota; Metazoa; Mollusca; Cephalopoda; Octopoda; Octopodidae. Gene Ontology annotation, biological process: signal transduction. Gene Ontology annotation, cellular component: cytoplasm.